AGUCUUCCGAAUGAGAUAUUGCUCAAACAGAACGAACAAGAAAAUGGCGGAGUUAUAGUCGAACUAUCAGAGAUGAUUACUUUUCGCAAAUAGACGAUGCUGCUCAUUUUGUAAAUUAUAUAACUAACGAGGGAACAUAUGUAAAUACCCCCUCGCUUUUUCAACGAAACCUAGUGGGUUAUAGGUUAUCGAUCAUGCUGAUCCCGAAUAUGGAUAUGAGAGCUGCUCUUAAGGCUUGGAAGACCCGGUUUUCUGGAAAACCAGUUUUUCAGAAACUCUGAAAGACACCCAAAGCUUUUCUUAAUAGGUCAUGCUUGUAGCCCACACAUUUCUGAUUAAAAUGAGAUCUCUCCCAACUCUGUGUGACCUUUCUUUGCAAAGUUAUAGAAUUUACAAGAAAAGCCCUAAAUGUUCAUUGUCAACUCGAAGGUACAGAAAUAAGAAGAAAUUAAUUUAGGGCUAUUCGUGUAAAUUCAAUAACUUUGCAAAGAAAGGUCACGCAGGGCUGGGAGGGAUCUCAUUUUAAUCAGAAAUGUGCGGGCUACAAGCAUGGCCUAUUAAGGAAAGCUUUGGGUGUCUUUCAGAGUUUCUGAAAAACUAGUUUUCCAGAAAACUGGGUCUUCCGAAGCUUUAAGGGCAGCUCUCAUAUCCAUAUUCGGGAUCCGCAUGAUCGAUAACCUAUAACCCACUAGGUUUCGUUGAAAAAGCGACGGGACACUUAUAUAUGUUCCGUCGUAAGUCAAAAUGAGUCACGAGAAAAAGAAAAUUUCUUUCAUAACUCCAGUUUUGAUAAUAGAAUCCGAAUAUGAGAUAAAAAGUAUAUAUCAGUCAGACGUGCGCGAUUACAAUUACAAAAUGUAAAGUUCAAACAUUGCUAUUAUCUGCACAAUUAACAAUUCUAGAAUUAUGAACUUUACAUGUAUGUAAAGUUGAACUUUACUUGUUCAGAAUUUUCUAAAAUUCUGAAUUCUAGGGGUGAAUGUGGGGGUGAGGGUGAAGAUGAGUGUGAAUAAGCAACUUUACAUGUACAUAAAGUUCAUAAUUCUAGAAUUCUUAAUUCUACAGAUAAUAGCAAUGUAUGAACUUUACAUUUUGUAAUUGUAAUCACGCAGCCUUCAUAUCAGUUUUUCACUCGUGACUGGUCUUUGGCAAGAUACUCGAUUGGCUGGAGAAGUCUGUCUUAAGAUCGACAAGUCCUCAUCCGACAAAAUCAGAAAACCCUCAUUAGUUUGUCUGUAUAAUAGUUCUUUUAAUCAACUGAUAUGUGAAAUAAAUGCAGCAAUGUAUAUUCUGCAAAUUCCCACAAAGGAAACAUUUUUUUCUCGAGUACGCGGCAAAGAAACAGUAAGUUCGGCCUAAACCGAAUGUAAACGGGAUAUUUCGAAAUUUUCUUUUUCGGUGAAAUAUACUGCGUAUCUAGGAUUUUAAGAAAUAGUACGCACGUUUUUUGUUAAUUCCUCAGUUACAAUCAUACUCUGAAAGUUUUUCAGACAUACCGUGAUUAGUUGUCAAGAUAAUUUUUCUACCUUUGAUGCUUAGAGAGAGGCAUGUUUUAUGAUUUUUUCUGUCAUCAGAACGUUCCAGCCAAAACUAAGUAGUUACCCUAGAAUUUCGAUUGACUUUUUUGAUCGAAUGAAGUAUCAAACAAGGCACUCAGACUUGAAAAGGUUUUGGUAAUUGAGUUCUUCAAUACAAUUAAUUUAAACGUACCAGCUACGUUGGUCACAAAUUAUAAUUUUCAUAACAGUCAAAUGGUGAAACUUAUUUCUAAUCCCAUCAAAAAUCCACAAUUAUCACUAAGGCAACUACAUCCAAGACCAGAAUUUUUUCUUGCCAGCAAAGACACAUUAGCUCAAAUGAUAGUUGAUUUUCGACUAUUUUGCCCUACUCCGAUCUGUCAAAAUGACAUGGUACAAACAGUAACAACUCAAAUAUUUAGUGUCAUUCGAUGUGACGAGAUCUUAUUUUUAACAUGCUUCGGUUUAACGACGUCAAGCGGUGGUAGUGGUGCUAGUAGUAAUAGUAAUUCAACAGCACCACAGACAUCACUAGCAUCAACUGCCAGUAUUCAGCUACAGCAGCUGCGAUCAACCCCGAGUAAAGGUGAAGUUGACUCCUUCACUCAAGGUGUUUCGAAUACACUGUCUUUCUCAUCAGAAACAAUCUCAAUGACAGAAGAGCGUAGCGGUGGACCGCCGACGCCCAAGCAAUCUGGGACCCGCAGCCCAAGUGUAACGGCAACUUUAUUCUCUGUACUUAUUUCAACAAUUAUGCCAACAACUAAUGAAACAAGGCAACAUCAACCACCUUCAUUCUCCUCUGAGAAAACUUCAGCAUUUACAAAGGAAAGUCCACAAACUCAGAAAACUGAAACCAAUACACCUUUGUCCCAAAAAACACGAAAAACAAAAGCUUCUCCUUCCAUGAGACCUAAGACUUCUAAACGACCGAAACCAACUGCACCAUCAGAAACAAAAACAGAAUCAGCUUCAUCUGUUCAAUCAUUCAUUUCAUUUUUUCCGUCAAAAAGAUCAAGUGCAUCGAGAGCCACAAACAGAACCGUUCAUUUCAUCCACUAG
Messenger RNA from Didymodactylos carnosus, 2579 nucleotides. The record is from the annotation of a GenBank genome assembly. NCBI's taxonomy places the organism in Eukaryota, Metazoa, Rotifera, Eurotatoria, Philodinida, Philodinidae.